CAGGAAGACGCCAAUGGACAAGCGCGCCGUUAUUGCAACAUUCUGUGCCCAGGAGCAGCCACAGCAUAUCGUAUCACGAGAUAUCCUCAAAACCACAAAGAUUGUUUCACACAUCUGACGUAUCGCCUUGAAAAACGCGGCGACAACUUUCUGAUGUGGAGAGAAGGAAAAUGCCGUACCACAGAUAUCCAAUUCACAAUUCGUUGUGAGUUCCCAUCUGCUCGUGCUGACUUUAUGAGUGACGGUGAGCUGUUCGCCAACGCUCGAAAUGCGCUUUCAUAA
This is a messenger RNA of Ostertagia ostertagi, 282 nucleotides long. The record is from the annotation of a GenBank genome assembly. NCBI's taxonomy places the organism in Eukaryota, Metazoa, Nematoda, Chromadorea, Rhabditida, Trichostrongylidae.